Molecule: messenger RNA, 2034 nt
Organism: Gigantopelta aegis
Lineage: Eukaryota; Metazoa; Mollusca; Gastropoda; Neomphalida; Peltospiridae
Product: mRNA cap guanine-N7 methyltransferase-like
Exons: 11
Coding region: 48-1286 (412 amino acids)
Biological process (GO): 7-methylguanosine mRNA capping
Cellular component (GO): nucleus
Molecular function (GO): mRNA 5'-cap (guanine-N7-)-methyltransferase activity
Source: RefSeq, a predicted model, not a curated record
GCGACAAUGAAAAUAGGUUACUUCCGAUUUUGUAAAGCCAAAAGAACAUGCAGGGAGAGCCAGCUUGUGUAAGUGUGUCAGAAGAAUCAUCUAGAAAGCAGCCAACAGAGACUGAAAAUGGACGUGACUUGACAAAGACAGUUGCGAAACAUUAUAAUGAAUUGAAGGAAGAAGGUCUGCAGGUUCGUGGAACCAGUCGUAUAUUUUAUCUGAGGAAUUUCAACAACUGGAUUAAAAGUGUUCUUAUUGGAGACAUUCUACAGCAAAAGAAAAAAGACAACUCUCAUGACAAGUCACUGACCAUCCUUGACCUCUGCUGUGGCAAGGGAGGCGAUCUGCUUAAGUGGAAGAAAGGACAAGUGGAUAAGAUAGUGUGUGCUGAUAUAGCUGCCACAUCGGUGGAACAGUGUGAGUCACGGUACAAGGAAAUGCUUCAAAGAAGUGAGAGAGACCGCUAUCCACAAAAAGUGUUUUCAGCUGAGUUCAUUGUUGCUGAUUGUACAAAGACUCGACUUCGUGAUCAGUAUAAAGACCCAUCAAUUCAGUUUAAUAUUGUGAGCUGUCAAUUCUCCUUCCACUACUGUUUUGAGAGUUACACACAGGCAGAGAUGAUGUUAAAGAAUGCUUGUGAGUGUCUUGCUCCUGGCGGAUAUUUCAUUGGUACUACCCCCGAUUCCUACGAAUUAAUACGCAGACUUCGAGAAUCCCCAGAGAAAAGUUUUGGGAACGAAGUUUACAGAGUAACAUUCCACGACAAUAAUGAAGAGUCGUUGCCCUUGUUUGGUGCUACAUACGAUUUUCACUUGGAAGGAGUUGUAGACUGUCCAGAGUUUCUUGUGUAUUUUCCGGUGCUAGAAAAAAUGGCAGAGAAGUAUGGUAUGAAGCUGAUUAAAAGGAGGUCAUUUGCCGAUUAUUUCAAGGAUAAUAUUGAAGCCGGAGAAGCAAGAUCAUUAAUAGGUCGCAUGCAGGCACUUGAGACCUACCCACCUGAUGAAAAUGCAACUCUUAUGAGCUCCCAACCCAACAAUUAUGAGCAUGCUGUCAAAUUCCUAGAGAAUUUGUCACAGGACACCUCUCAAGACAGAAGACAUCCACCCAAAAUUGGCACAUUAUCACAGGAUGAGUGGGAAGCAGCAACUAUAUACUGUGUAUUUGUGUUUAAGAAGGUAGCCGGAUUGGCAGAAUCUGAAAGAGAGUUGCCAUCAGCACCCAAAAGAAAACAUGAUGAUGAGAGGACUAGUGAUAAAGAAGAGCCAGUAGAGAAAAUACCGAAAGUUGGAGAAUGAUGGACAUAAUCCAGUUAUUGUCAACUUAACACUCUGGAAGGCAUACUGGUCUAUUUUGUUACUUUCCAAGUCCUGACAUCAAGGAUUUCCAUCUACUUUUUGUCAGCUGUUUGGAUUCCUCUUGAAACCACAUUUGAAGUUUUGGAUUGAAGGUUUACAGACACAUCAUGAUUACAAAGAUGAUGAUAUUUUGGUCCAUCUUUAUUUGUCUUUAUGUCUUGGUGUAAGGACUUUUUGUCAUGGUUACCCGGUGGAUGUUUGUGGCCAUCAUGAUAUAUGAAUUUCUUAGCACUGCUAGCUGUAAGAUUUACGAAAACUACUAGGAACCAUCUUGAUAACUCACUUAAGUCUUGGUAUGAGAAUGUUGAUAGAUUUUUGUUUGAGCUUACACACAGAUUGACAAAUUUAUGCAGAAAUUAUUUGGAACUGUUUUGCUAACUUGUUUGAAGUCAUAGAAUAGUAUAUAGAUUUUAUAGCACUUUUAAUCAGCUAUAACUUAAUCACUUGAUAAACACUUGUUAACAUCUUUAAUGACCGUGAGGACCGUACACAUCUUGUUGGCUAUAAAAAGUCAACCAUAAUGAAUUUACCAAAACGAUAUUUGUCUCCUGUGUUAGUGAAAUGAUAUACCUGGCUUGGGCUGUUCCAUCUAUUGGAAUGAAAGCAAUUCAUUUACACAUUUACACUAUGUUGGUAAUUAACAAUGACAUUUAUGUUGUAAAGUGGUCAAUAAAAGAAGUACAUCUGA